GCCGAUUUUUCCCCUAUUUAUUGUCUCGACGCUUCAGAAAUUGUGAGCCAGAAGAGGGGAAAGGAGGGCAACAUGGAGACCUACUUCCAGGAUGGCAAGGAGGAGGUUCUUCAAGCUUGGUAUAUGGAUGAUGACGAAGGAGACCAGAGACUUCCCCAUCACUGUGAGCCCAAGGAGUUUGUUUCUUUGGAGAAACUUUCAGGUUCACGUCUUUGUAUAUAAAUAUGUAAUUAUAUUGUUCAUCUCUCUCCCAUGCGCUUGUGAACUAGUGAGGGAAAACUGUUUGUGCUUUUCGUAUGUAGAACUGGGAAUAGUCAGCUGGCGUCUCUCAGGUGAUAACUAUGAAACUGAUGAGAACCUGAAAAAAAUUCGUGAAGCACGAGGUUAUUCUUACAUGGACAUAUGUGACGUUUGCCCAGAAAAGCUGCCAAACUAUGAGGAUAAGAUAAAGAACUUUUUUGAAGAGCACCUGCACACUGAUGAAGAGAUCCGUUAUUGCCUUGAAGGAAGUGGGUACUUUGACGUAAGAGAUGAAAAUGAUUGCUGGAUUCGUAUAGCAGUCAAGAAGGGGGGCAUGAUUGUCUUACCUGCUGGAAUUUACCAUCGUUUUACGCUUGAUACAGACAACUACAUUAAGGCAAUGCGGCUCUUUGUGGGUGAGCCGGUGUGGACUCCGUUUAACCGCCCACAUGAUGAUCUUCCUGCUAGGAAGGCAUAUCUUGAAAAUUUUGUGAAGAAGGAAGUUGAUGGCUAUGUUGUUGAAGCCCGUUGAUGUAUUGCAGAACUGCAUGUCUUAUAACCUCGCAUAAAAAUCUUCAUGCACCUGAAUAAAUUGUACGCGUAGGACCUAUAUUUGAUAGCUUGUGUUGGUCUAUGUGUGCUUGCUUAAGUUUUCUAUCUACUUGAUAGCAAUAAAACAAUAUCCUGCAACUUCCUCUGGUUUUUGAUA
Messenger RNA from Elaeis guineensis (African oil palm), 949 nucleotides. The record is from RefSeq and is a predicted model, not a curated record. Lineage: Eukaryota; Viridiplantae; Streptophyta; Magnoliopsida; Arecales; Arecaceae.